UCACCACAUAACAAUACCGCGUUUUCUCUUCGUCCUUUUUCUUUUUCCUUCUCAAGGAAGGAAACUGGAAACAUUAACAUCCCCGUAAAUAUAUAAACUAUACAAUCGUCAUUAUUUCUGCAAUAUAGAUUAGUAAAAUUCCUACCUUUCUCUCUCCCCUGCUUCAACAUUAUGCAUAAUCAUCGAUAAUCUUUUAGACUUUUCUUUUCCUUUCAUUUUUGUAUAAAUUUUUUUAUUUGAUUUCGAAAGUAGGGUUUGAAUUCGAAUGGAGUUGAAUGAAAUCGACUGGGAACAUAUGUUCGAAGAAGAUGGAUUUGAUAUCUUCAAAGACGUUUCAACAUCUUUGGAAGAAGAAAAUACUGGAACUGCAAUCAACACCGUUGAUUCAUGGAUCGAGGAAUUGCUGAUGAACGGCGAUGAAGAAGCAGGAGUAGGAGUAGAAUUGGGUAAUGAUUUUAUGUGGUCUGAUCUACUUCUCGAUUCCCCUUUGGAGGAUCGUCAGCCGUCUGAUGAACGGGAAUCGUUGGAGGAUAAGAGUUCGCCUAGUUGCUCCAAUUCUGAGGUUAAUGUUAAGAUUACUAGUAAUUAUAAUAAUGAUAAUAGUGGUGAAGAUAUCCCCAAUUUUGAAUCGAAUAAUAAGUCUGAGGAUGAUGUUUUGGAGCUUGAUGAUACUGAUAGUGAUCCCCUAUCUAAGAAACGUAAAAGACAGCUGAGAAAUAGAGAUGCAGCAAUGAGGUCAAGAGAGAGGAAAAAGAUAUACGUGAAGGAUCUGGAGAUGAAGAGCCGCUAUAUGGAAGCAGAGUGUAGGAGAUUGGGGAGGUUGCUUCAGUGUUGUUAUGCCGAGAAUCAGAUGUUGCGCAUUUCCUUGGGCAGUGCAUAUGGUGCUUCCGUGGCCAAGCCGGAGUCUGCCGUGCUCUUGUUGGAAUCCCUGCUGUUGGUUUCCCUGGUUUGGUUAAUGGUCAACAUGUGCCUGCUCCCUUUACCCAAAAUGCCCCUGCUAAGUCAGGAUGCAGUUCCACAAGGAAACGGGGAGAGAAAAGAACCGGAAAGCGCAGCAACAAACGGAAAACGAAUGAAGGUCACUGAACUGUGGCUGUUAUAUUCUUUCAUGAAGAGUAAGAGAUGCAGAGGUUCAAGGAUCAAGAUGAAGUCUGUUAUUGAUCGUGGUCUGCUGUCCAUAUGAUACCCUCUCUUUCCAUCUCUUGGCUGUUUCCAACUUUGGUGAAAGUUGAUGUUCAGCUUGAACUUAUGCUCAGGAAGUAGGGAAAGGCUAUGCUAAUGGAAAGAUAAACUUUGGUGAUAGUCGAUUUUUAGCUUGAACUUAUGCUCAGGAAGUAGGGAGAGGCUAUGCUAAUAGAAAGAUAUUGUAGGCAGCAAUGUCCUUCCCCCCCCCCCCCCAACCCCACCACCCCAUCCCUCUGUUCCAGCAAAGUUUUAUAACACUAACACUUUACGCUGGUGUAUCUUUCAAUCCUACCGUCUUUUGUAUUUUAUUCGCGCCUCCUCCCCUUUCCAUCUUUUAUGUUGCUUGCUCUAUUGUGAAACUCAAGAUGGAUUUUACAUUUUAUAGGAAUAAGAACUUGUGAAGUCAUAUUGGUCUA
Beta vulgaris subsp. vulgaris (sugar beet) is the source of this 1601-nucleotide messenger RNA. Its product is annotated as bZIP transcription factor 50. Gene Ontology annotation, molecular function: DNA-binding transcription factor activity. The record is from RefSeq and is a predicted model, not a curated record. Bases 266 to 1183 code for a protein of 305 amino acids. The transcript is spliced from 3 exons. Lineage: Eukaryota; Viridiplantae; Streptophyta; Magnoliopsida; Caryophyllales; Amaranthaceae. Gene Ontology annotation, biological process: regulation of DNA-templated transcription.